AUGGAAUAUACUAUUAACGAUCAUCAACAGCUUGCAGAUCCUUAUGCCAUUGAAUUAAUUAAUAUUACCAUUCGCUUAGGUAAUAAAGAUGUUCUAAAAUCAAUUAAUCUUUCUAUUGAGCAAGGUGGAAUUUUUGCUUUACUUGGUCCGAGUGGUUGCGGAAAAACAACUUUAAUACGUACGUUAGUUGGACGUUUACAUCCUAUGAAUAAUUAUGAUGAAACACGAGGAAAAAUAUCAAUUCUUGGUAAACAUCCUCAUGCAUUUGGUCAACUUGUUGGAUUUAUGCCUCAAGAAAUGGCAUUACAUUCAACAAAUACGAUUGAUGAGGAACUUUUUUUCUAUGGCCGUUUAGCAAAUAUGCCUAGCGAAAAGAUUCAACAACGAUGUCAAUUUUUAAUUAAUCUUCUUGAUUUACCACAUAAACGAAAAUCGAUUUUUAAAUUAAGUGGUGGACAACAGAGACGCAUUUCAUUUGCGAUUGCUCUUUUGCAUGAACCACGUUUACUUAUUUUAGAUGAACCAACUGUUGGUGUUGAUCCAAUUUUAAGAAAAAAAAUUUGGCAACAUCUUACAGAGAUCACUAUGAAAGAUAAUGUAACUGCUUUUCUAACAACACACUAUAUUGAAGAAGCUCGACAGGCUAACCUAGUAACUAUAGAUACUAAUGUAAUGUAA
Molecule: messenger RNA, 678 nt
Organism: Rotaria sp. Silwood2
Lineage: Eukaryota; Metazoa; Rotifera; Eurotatoria; Philodinida; Philodinidae
Source: the annotation of a GenBank genome assembly